Molecule: messenger RNA, 3043 nt
Organism: Coregonus sp. 'balchen'
Lineage: Eukaryota; Metazoa; Chordata; Actinopteri; Salmoniformes; Salmonidae
Source: the annotation of a GenBank genome assembly
GAGGACCGUGGGAAGAUCCAGGAUCUUUUCUCACCGCAUUUUCGCUGGACCACAAUUCUGCUGUGGUUUAUUUGGUAAAUAACUUCAACCCUUUUAACAAAGAAAAACUUUUUAUUUCUAAAUACAGGUAAUUAAAAGUUAGUACAUCACAUCUGAUGACUAAUUUCCACUUUCCUACAUCUCUAAAACAUAACCAGUACUGCUCUGUUACAUACUUUGAUUAAAUGUCUUCAUAAGAGUUGCAUCUUUAAUUAACCCAGUUUUCCUUAUGGGAAUCCUUAGAUUGACUGAGCACUGUGUUUUAUCUGUCUCAGGUUCUCUAAUGCAUUUGCCUACUAUGGCCUGGUCCUGCUCACCACUGAGCUCUUCCAGGAGGGGGGCGCCUGUGGGGGUGAGUCACUGCUCCUCUCCUCUGACAUCAUUAGCAACAUUCACACAAACACUCUCAAGGACAGCAUUAAUCUGCUGAGGCCAAACAAUCUUAUUCAUCAGUUAAUUCUUAGCGUAAUGGGAGAACAAAACAGGCAAAGGUAAUUUCCGACAUACAAUUAACAUGUCAUCUUGACAAUUAAAAACAGGAUAUUUGAGUCAUACUUCAACCAAGAAUAGCUCCUGUUGACCUCAGGUUACAUUAGCAUAUACACUGAGUGUAUAAAACAUUAGGAACACCUUCCUAAUAUUGAGUUGCACCCCCUUUUGAUCUCAGAACAGCCUCAAUUCCUCAAGGCAUGGACUCUACAAGGUGCCGAAAGUGUGCCACAGGGAUGCUGGCCCUUAUUGACUCCAAUGCUUCCCACAGUUCUCAAGUUGUCUGGAUGUCCUUUGGGUGGUGGACCAUUCUUGAUACACAUGGGAAACUGUUGAGUGUGAAAAACCCAGCAGCGUUGCAGUUCUUGACACACUCAAACCGGUGUGCCUGGCACCUACUACCAUACCCCGUUCAAAGGUACUUAAAUAUUUGGUCUUGUCCAUUCACCCUCUGAAUGGCACAAUCCAUGUCUCAAUUGUCUCAAGGCUUAACAUUCCUUCUUUAACCUGUCUCCUCCCCUUCAUCUACACUGAUUGAAGUGGAUUUAACAAGUGACAUCAAUAAGGGAUCAUAGCUUUCACCUGGAUUCACCUGGUCAGUCUAUGUCAUGGACAGAGCAGUUGUUUCUAAUGUUUUUUACGCUCACUGUAAGUCUCAAGGCCAUUUCAGGAUCUUGUGAUUCUGGAGGUCUGUAGUGAGUACCGGUGCAUCAUGUGUUUCUUGUGUUAUGUCUCCCUCUAGAGUCAAAAGCUAGUAAGAGGGAGCCCAGAUGUAGCCUGGAGUGUAAAUACCUGACCUCAGACGACUACAAGGAUCUGCUGUGGACCACCCUGUCUGAAUUCCCAGGUAUACUUCUUCAACCUCAACUCAGUCAGAAUAUUGCUAAACACAAUGAUUGCUGUAUGGGGAGCAGUGUACUGUGAAGUAAAGUAGGUUGUAAAUUGUUCUGAUCCAUAAGAAAGACUAGUUGAAUAUCUGAAUAAAUUGGUUGAUGUAUUAAUGUUGGGCAGGCCUGCUGGUGACUCUGUGGGCCAUCGAUCGGCUGGGAAGGAGGAAGACCAUGGCACUGUGUUUCUUUGUCUUCUCUCUCUGCCUUGUUCCACUCUACGCUUGUGUAGGGAGGUAAGACCAUCCAUUACAGAGUUAUUACCACUAGUAUUAGUAAUGUACUACUCUCAAGUGUAACAUGACAAACAUCACACUGUGGUGGGUCCACAACUGACAACACAGUAACAGUGUUGUUGUUAACGGUGUUGUUGUGGUUAUUAUUAACAGUGUUGUUGUUAACGGUGUUGUUGUUGUUAUUACCAGUGUGCUUGUUAACAGUGUUGUUGUUGUUGUUAUUAACAAAGUUGUUAACGGUGCUGUUGUUAUUGUUAUUAACAGUGUUGUUGUUAACGGUGUUGUUGUUAUUACCAGUGUUGUUGUUAACAGUGUUGUUGUUGUUGUUGUUGUUGUUAUUAACAGUGUUGUUGUCUCUGCUCCAGGACCUGGCUGACAGUAUUAAUAUUCAUCGCCAGGGCCUUCAUCGCAGGAGGUUUCCAGGCUGCUUAUGUCUACACCCCUGAGGUGAGGUGAUCGGCCAUGGAACCACAUGUACUCCAUGGCUACAUUAUCAACUCUAUAGAACGUCAGCUCUUACUCUAAAAACAAAGCUGACUUGGCCUUGAUUACAGGUAUGGAUGUGGCCAAACACUACUUUGAUAUCUAACCAGAUCAAACACUAGCUCUGCCUCUUCCUCUGUUAUUGUAUAACUAUGUCUUGAGGUAAUGUAUGGCUUAAAGAUUAUACUACAUUUCAGACAUCAGCUUUCUGUUCAGUUGUAUUUCUUUGAUAGGUUUGUGACUAAACGAAGGACUAGUUCUUUGCUUCGUACUCUUCUUCCCCAUUGGUUUCUAAUAAGUGUCAAUAUGGUACAAACUAAAUCAUACUGUAAAUGCAAAUAAGGCGUGAAAUGGACAUUCCCCUUUGUGUAAACCACUUGACGUGUCUGUCCUGAAUGUUUAUGAAUUAUGUAUUCCUAUGGUGUUCUCCUGACUCCUUAGGUAUAUCCAACAGCAACCAGAGCAUUAGGUCUGGGCACUAGUAGUGGAAUGGCCAGAGUGGGAGCCCUCAUCACACCCUUUGUUGCACAGGUAAAAUGUUUUAUUUUAUUUUUUAUGUUACCACAACCAAUAUAAAGUAUAUUUGCUUUGUACUUAAUGUGUACUGAAAGAAAGUCACACCUUCACAGAGAGACACAGCCUACUGCAAAGGGGCUGGUGAUACUGUUUUCAUUUCUCCUCCCUGUCCUGCAGGUGAUGUUGGAGUCUUCUGUGUACCUGACUCUGUCAGUGUACAGCAUCUGCUGCCUGCUGGCUGCCAUCGCCUCCUGUGCUCUGCCCAUUGAGACCACUGGCCGGGGCCUCCAGGAGUCCAGCCACCGUGAGUGGGGCCAGGAGAUGAUGGGCCGGGCCCAUGCCAACAGCUCUGGGGGCAUCCCACACUCCGACUCUGGGUCCCAGGAGGACUGA